Carica papaya (papaya) is the source of this 1682-nucleotide messenger RNA. It is a transcript of the gene TIFY8, whose product is annotated as TIFY domain protein 8. Gene Ontology annotation, biological process: regulation of defense response; response to wounding; regulation of jasmonic acid mediated signaling pathway. Gene Ontology annotation, cellular component: nucleus. The record is from RefSeq and is a predicted model, not a curated record. Lineage: Eukaryota; Viridiplantae; Streptophyta; Magnoliopsida; Brassicales; Caricaceae.
UUCAAUUUCACAUCGCCUCACCAAAAGCUUACCUUUUUCUUUUUAAUGCUCUCUCUCUCGUCCUCCUCUCUCAGCUCUUUUAUCUUUCCUGAAAAUCGCGCUUCCUUUCUUUCCUUCUCUCUCUCUUUCGCUGGCGAUAUGAAGAGAAAGAGGAUAUGAAGAAGCAGCAGCAACAGACGAUUAUGGAGAGUAUGAAAUGGCCGUACUGAUGAUAAUGGCACAUAAAACCAGUACCAGCAAAAGCAAUGCCAGUAAUGUUGAUGCAAAGCAAGUGUUGAAGCCAAUGUUCCAUGAUUUUCUGGGCAUGAAGCCCAUGGAUUCUCCUCCCUCUUUACUUCCCAAAGCCACCGAUUCCACUUCUCUAUCCGCCUCUUCUGCUGCUGCUCGGCCUCCCAUUUCCUCCACCUCUGAUCUCGCCUCCGAAAGACAGGUCGGGAAUCAUCUUGAGGGAGUUCCAUUCUAUGGUCCAAGAAGGGACAUAUCUGCAACUGAGAUAAGCAAUAGAGUACUAGGUAGUAAGAGAAGUAACUCGGAUUCUGCCUUCACAGGUCAUGAUUCCCUCGACAGCAGGCAUUUGAUGAGCAUGAAGAUACUCUGCAAUGGAACUGCAGGAGAGCGACUUAGAAGGAUAAGUGACGAUGAGGGUUUCCUUGGCGUGCCGCACCUGAGGCCUGCUUCUGCAUCUCUUAUCUUGCAGCCCCCAGGUGGAAGUAGAAUUGACGUGGAUUCUAACAAAUGGGAGCGAACACUGACAAUUAAUGCUAAUUCUGCAGUUAAGUACCCGCCUCGUGGAGGUCAAUUUGUGCCUUUUAUGCAUCAAGUGCCUUCAAAUAGGUUCAAGGAUGCAAAUGCUGGUCCUUCAAUCAUCUCUCAAACAGCCGCUGAUGAGGGAUCUAGGACUGGGAUUAAAGGUACUGGAAUUUUGACUUGUAACCACGCCAGUAGUGGUGUUGCUGAGAAAAACUCCUCCGGAUUAUUGUCUAGUGGGAGUAGACUGAAGUCUGGGACUCACACUUCUGAGCCUGAGUCUUCAACUCCUCCAAGUCAGCAGGGAUUAACAUCCAGUAGCCGGCAAAUGACUAUAUUUUAUGGUGGUCAAGCACAUGUUUUUGAUGACGUGCAUCCAAACAAGGCAGAUGUUAUAAUGGCCUUAGCUGGAUCCAAUGGAGGAUCUUGGUCAACGACCUACUCUGCAAAAUCUAUCAUGAAGCCUGUCAAUGAAAGUAACAUACCCAGUGGAGAAUCUGAAGGAGGUGGAAAUGUCAAUAGAGCGUUCCCGCAGGAAUUUCAUGGAAUUUUAGCUGCCAUUGGCAAUACUAGUCAAGGAAUUGGUUCUGCUGAUCGAAUCUCAACACCUGGAGGCGGUCAUCACAGUGGCGGAGUUACAGGGAAAGAGUCCCGAAACUCCAUUCAAGCAGCAGAUCCUAUUAUUGAAGAGAACAAACGAGUGUAAUCUUCAGUAAUUGCGGUAAUUUCAAUAUUGUUUUUAGCUGUCUGGGUAGGAAGAUUUGGGUCCUCUUCUCUGAUUUCUUCUUUAUUUUCUUCCAUCAUUUUCCUUUUCUCUUUGUUUACGGGGCUGAGAGAAAGAAAGAGACAGAGAGGAGAGGUUUAGUGUACUAAUCCUAUCUUGUUCAUAGAGGAAUCAAAGUCAAGAAUGACAUAUCUUUUUUCAUAUUUUUUCA